Messenger RNA from Aspergillus clavatus NRRL 1, 1722 nucleotides. RefSeq names its product FAD-binding oxidoreductase. The record is from RefSeq and is a predicted model, not a curated record. Gene Ontology annotation, cellular component: mitochondrion. Lineage: Eukaryota; Fungi; Ascomycota; Eurotiomycetes; Eurotiales; Aspergillaceae. Gene Ontology annotation, biological process: lactate catabolic process. Gene Ontology annotation, molecular function: D-lactate dehydrogenase (cytochrome) activity; FAD binding; D-lactate dehydrogenase (NAD+) activity. The transcript has 4 exons. Bases 1 to 1722 code for a protein of 573 amino acids.
AUGAGAGGGCAUCUUCUGUCUCGGGGUUUCCCCGCAUAUCCCCGCGUGCUUCAUCGUCAGCACAGAAUUUCUCAGCCACAAGUCUUUCCUUCGUUCACAGCUAUUAGGUACAAUAGCUCCAGUAGCUCGCAAAGUACUUCCAGCAGUCAACCGGAUUCCGCCAAAUCAGGCGCCUCUUCACAAGCUGCCCCAGGCUUCUGGACAUCAAGCAAGGCGCUCCUUUUGUCCGCCUUAGCCGCAGGUGUUGGCUACGCAUAUGCCGCGUCGAAUCAGCCGAGCCAGCUGCAGAGUUCAAAACAACCUCAGUAUGGAUCUCUAAAUGAUUUUGAUAAGGCCAUUGCCGAAUUGCGAAAGGAGCUCGGUGAUGAAGCAAUCAGCACCGAUGAGGAGGACCUCCAGCGACACGGGUACUCAGAAUGGUCUAGCGUUAACGCAGAACGUCUUCCAGUUGCUAUUGCUUACCCAACAUGUACGGACGAUGUGGUGAAGAUCGCUAAAGUCUGCCACAAAUACAAAAUGCCAAUGGUGCCUUAUUCGGGAGGCUCCAGUCUCGAGGCAAACUUCUCCGCUCCAUAUGGUGGGAUGACAAUUGAUUUCGCCGCAAUGAACAAGAUCUUGGAGUUGCACGAAGAUGACCUGGACAUCGUCGUCCAGCCAUCGAUUCAAUGGAUGGACCUGAACGAGAAAAUCAAGGACACUGGCCUCUUCUUCCCUGUUGAUCCAGGCCCGUCGGCAAUGAUCGGUGGUAUGAUCGGGACAAAUUGCAGCGGAACGAACGCAGUCCGUUAUGGAACCAUGAAAGACUGGGUGAUCAACCUAACGGUUGUUCUGGCUGACGGUCGCGUGAUGAAGACUCGCAAACGUCCACGCAAGACUUCGGCAGGUUAUAACCUGACUGGUAUGUUUGUGGGCUCAGAGGGCACACUGGGCAUUGUCACCGAAGCCACUCUGAAGCUCGCUCCUCUUCCAGAGCAGACUCGGGUUGGAGUCGUUUCAUUCCCCACCAUCCGCGAUGCUGCCUCGACUGCCAUGCAGCUCAUUCGAAAGGGUAUCCACGUACAAUGCAUGGAAAUCCUGGACGAUGUGCAAAUGGAUGUUAUCAACCGUGCCGGCGGCACAGGGAGAUCAUGGGAGAAGCUCCCCACCCUCUUUUUCAAAUUCUCUGGAACAGUGGCCGGGGUGGCUGACAGUAUCAACUUGACGAGGGAACUCGCCAAAAAGAACAAUGCGUCCACAUUUGAGUUUGCUAAGGACGAGAAGGAGGCUCACGAUCUGUGGUCUGCCCGGAAGCAAUCAUUAUGGAGCAUGAUGGCGCUACGCAAGGAAGGUUCGGAAGUGUGGUCCACGGAUGUUGCCGUGCCGGUCUCUAGGCUGCCUGACAUUAUUGAAAUCUCUAAGAAGGAACUCGAUGACCUUGGUAUGUUUGCCAGUAUUCUGGGACAUAUUGGAGAUGGCAACUUCCAUUCCAGUAUUAUGUACGACCCUAAAAAUCCCGAAGAGAGAGCUCGGGUUGAGAAGGUUGUCCAUGAUAUGGUUGACCGUGCUCUCGAAAUGGAGGGAUCCUGCACUGGCGAACAUGGAGUCGGGCUGGGCAAGAAGUCCUCUUUGAAAAAGGAGCUUGGUCCUACCACCCUUGAUGUGAUGCGCAGCAUCAAAAAGUCACUUGAUCCCCACUGGUUGCUAAACCCUGGGAAGAUCUUCGAUUACGAAAGUCAAGCAUAG